Messenger RNA from Meleagris gallopavo (turkey), 2930 nucleotides. The record is from RefSeq and is a predicted model, not a curated record. Lineage: Eukaryota; Metazoa; Chordata; Aves; Galliformes; Phasianidae.
AUGCGCCAUAUCUUGUCUGUAGAACUGUGUCAGGCUUUGGAGGCCGCAAUUACAGGCCCUGCCAGACUUCCUCCAUCAGCCCAGGACCCCACGUUAGCCCUGGGGCUGACAGAGCAAGGACCAGACUCAGCUCACUCGCAUCCUUGCCUGGCCUCAGGCCCUGCCGAGCUGGGGGCCAGCAAGCUCCAUGCUAUGCAGCUCAGAGCUGAGUUCCAGGGCUUCAUUAAUGUGUACAGAAAUAUGCCCUUAAACCAUAGGAAGGGACUCAAGUUGGACUUCACGCGGGCACUCCAGGCAAGCUCUAAGACUGCUGUGAAAGUAGCACAAGGAUACUUAAUAACUGAACAGCGAUGGAAGCUGCUGGAAGACUGCUGCGACCCUGGGCAGCUCUUUGCGAUGACAAAACAGAACUCCCCAAUGGGAAAGAACCUCUGGUUUGAUGGGGAAUUUUUGUAUUCUUUCACCAUUGACAAUACAACUUACUCGCUAUUCCCACAGGCUACACCCUUCCAGCUGCCACUGAAGAAAUGCUCUGUGGUGGGAAACGGUGGGAUUCUCAAAAAGAGCGGCUGUGGAAAACAAAUAGAUCAAGCGGAUUUUGUCAUGCGGUGCAACCUUCCUCCUCUAUCCAGAGAAUACAGCAAGGAUGUUGGAUUGAAAACUCAGCUGGUGACUGCAAAUCCCAGUAUAAUUCAGAAAAGAUUCCAGAAUCUGCUUUGGUCUCGAAAAGCAUUUGUGGAGAGCGUGAAGGUGUAUAAUCACAGUUACAUCUAUAUGCCGGCCUUCUCAAUGAAGACAGGGACGGGCCCCUCCCUGCGUGUCUAUUACACCCUGAAGGACUUCGGUGCCAAGCAGGCGGUGCUUUUCGCCAACCCCAAUUUCCUGCGUGACAUUGGCAAGUUCUGGAAGAGCAAAGGUAUCCAUGCCAAACGACUUUCCACAGGACUUUUCCUAGUCAGUGCUGCCCUUGGUCUCUGUGAAGAAGUAACGAUUUAUGGCUUCUGGCCGUUCUCAGUGGACCUGCAUGGGAAGUUUAUUAGCCACCAUUACUAUGACAAUGUCUUGCCCGAUUCCGGAUUCCAUGCCAUGCCGGAGGAAUUUCUACAGCUCUGGUUCCUUCAUAAAAGUGGUGUACUGAGAAUGCAGCUAGAACAGUGUGAGGACCCUUUAACCCAGUCUUCUGCCUAAGGAUCGUAGCAGUCGGUUUGGGAGAUCCACUAGUUUUUAAUUUCCAUGCUCUCCUACAGAGAGUUCUGAUCUUCUGUUGAUUCUUUUUAAAGGGAAAAUAAUCAUGGAUCUGCAUGGACCGUAAAAUGCUGCUUGAAAGCCAAAUGGAAUAUGUCCUUAAUGUAUGUUUUAUGGAACUGCGGUGGGGGAAAAAAACCUCUCCAUCAAGUCCAUUCAGCAGUAAUGUGAAAAUAAUGUUAGAAGCAACUCCAAUUAACUUUCUGGGUGACGUUUUUAAAUGACCGAUGUAAAAAGGGCAUUAAGGCUCGGAGAGAAAUGGGGCCACCCAAAAGCUUUUGCUGACAGUGCCAAAUAUGACUGUCUGUUCAAAAAUCCAUUUCAUUCCAGAUUGGCACCUCAUAUAACUCUCUUUUCUUUUUUCUCUCUUUUUUUCCUUCCCUUAUGUGUGUGCUUGUGUGUAGUGGUAAGGGGUAUAGAGAAAAGUGUGUGUGUUGUUGACUUUCUUUGUUUCUUCUUUUCCAUUUUUUGUUUUCCAAUGGAAGAAAGGGGGAAGGUGUGAAAGCCUGAGGAGCUGAGUACCAUCAACUCCUAAGACUUGUGAAUGUGAAGGGUGCUAAGAAUCUGGUAGAAGAAUGUAUUGGGAAUGCCCUGCUACUGAAUAUGGAUGGACCUACCUGUUUGUAGGUUUUGUCAGGAUAGUUUGGUCAUUGCACUUAUGUUUAUAUUAACGCUAUCUUAUGGGCAACAGCUGGUUAAGGUAAAUUGGCUUGAAGAUAAAAAUUGUGGUACAAAAACAAAAGUGAAGUGCAACCAGGUUUUAACUGACCAGCUGCAAAAUUUCCACAGUGACUUUGGUAGCAGGGAUUGUUCCUUUCUUGUUGUGCUGUUUUGCCUUUGGGAUUAGUUCCGUGUUCAUUUGGACUCCAGAUGUUCAGUGACUAUCAAGGGGAUUUGAGGUGCUCAGUGAAAUGCAGAAUGAGAUUCUUCAUGUGCUUAUAACAGAAAAACUGCAGAAAUGAAUGUGUCAUUCAAAAUGAGUUGAAACUUUGAAAAUCCUUUCUCUUUGUGCUACUAGCUCCUCUUUUUGGAUUGUAACAUUAGCCUUAAAGACUUGUACUUCUGUUGCAAGAUUGUCUCUGGUUAAAGAGAGUCUGAAAAGUAAAACAGCCUUUGGGAGCACUGAAAAACAACACAGCCAGCAAGAAAACAAAACAAAACAAAGCAAACAAACAAACAACAACAACAAAAAAAAAACACCAGAAAAGGCAGGCACUUACGUAAUGCAGCCUUUCUCUUUGCAAUCAGAGAAUUAUGUAAGCGUGCAAAUUGCACUGCGGCUGCUCCGGUCAGUGCAGUGCCUAAAGGACUGUUUUAUUUUUAGGUAUUACUUGGACAGCAGAUGAUCCUAUUGCCAUGUAAAUGAGAAAUCCUUUUGUUUGCUUUGUUUUAACACUGUAGGACAGGAAGAGAAUACCUACUUGGUCCAGAGUGCAAUUUCAGCUGCAAGAUGCUAUCACUGUUAACUUUAUAAUCCAAAAUAAUGUUCUCCUACUUCUAUCGUUAGUAGCUGAAAUUCUAGUCAAAAUGUUGAAACAACAAAACUGCUGUCAGGUUUCCACAACAAUUUCCUGUGCUACCUGUUCUAGCUCCAAAGUGCUAGUAUUUUGGGGCAUGUGUCCUAUCAUAUGUUGGCAACCUCUCUCUUUGUAGACUACAAGCUGCAAGUUAUAUAGAUAUAAUUA